Molecule: messenger RNA, 792 nt
Organism: Vombatus ursinus (common wombat)
Lineage: Eukaryota; Metazoa; Chordata; Mammalia; Diprotodontia; Vombatidae
Gene: GSX1
Product: GS homeobox 1
Exons: 2
Coding region: 1-792 (263 amino acids)
Biological process (GO): regulation of DNA-templated transcription
Cellular component (GO): nucleus
Molecular function (GO): DNA-binding transcription factor activity, RNA polymerase II-specific; sequence-specific double-stranded DNA binding
Source: RefSeq, a predicted model, not a curated record
AUGCCACGCUCCUUCUUGGUGGACUCGCUGGUGCUGCGGGAGGCUGGGGAAAAGAAGGCGCCCGAGGGCAGCCCACCCCCUCUCUUCCCCUAUGCAAUGCACCCCCCGCACGCCCUGCACGGGCUCUCACCCGGCGCCUGCCACUCGCGCAAGGCCGGGCUGCUGUGCGUCUGCCCGCUAUGUGUCACUGCUUCCCAGCUGCACGGGCCCCCAGGCCCACCAGCCCUUCCCCUGCUCAAGGCGUCCUUUCCCCCUUUCGGCUCUCAGUACUGCCAUUCGCCCCUGGCCCGUCAGCACUCCUCGGUCUCCUCCGGGGUCAGCCAUGGGCCGGCCGCCGCCGCCGCCGCUGCCGCCGCUGCUCUCUACCAAACCACCUACCCCCUGCCUGACCCCAGGCAGUUCCAUUGCAUCUCCGUGGACAGCACCUCCAGCCAACUGCCCAGCAGCAAACGGAUGCGCACAGCUUUCACCAGCACACAGCUUCUAGAGCUAGAGAGGGAGUUCGCCUCCAAUAUGUACCUAUCCCGUCUGCGCCGCAUUGAGAUCGCCACCUACCUAAACCUGUCCGAGAAGCAGGUGAAGAUCUGGUUUCAGAACCGCAGAGUCAAGCACAAGAAGGAAGGCAAGAGCGGGUCCCACCGCGGGGGCAGCGGGGGCGGUGUCGGAGGAGCGUCCCACAGCUGCAAGUGUUCAUCUCUUUCCUCCGCCAAGUGCUCAGAAGACGACGAUGAACUUCCCAUGUCCCCGUCCUCGUCAGGAAAGGAUGAACGGGACCUCACUGUCACUCCAUAA